Messenger RNA from Phoenix dactylifera (date palm), 956 nucleotides. RefSeq names its product cofactor assembly of complex C (gene CCB1). Lineage: Eukaryota; Viridiplantae; Streptophyta; Magnoliopsida; Arecales; Arecaceae. The record is from RefSeq and is a predicted model, not a curated record.
CCCGGGGAAAGAAAUCUUCUUCUCUUAUCUUCUACGUUCCAGUUAGUAAUGGCAGCGGCGAAGCCUCUCCUCCCUUCGCCACCUCUCACCGCCUUCUCCUACCGGCCCGAACCGGGUCGAGCCGGUCCACGGCUCCGGCCGACGGGGAGACCCAGGGUCUCGCCGGCGGUUCGCCUCUCUCUCCUCCACGACCCCCUGUUCCUGCUCGAGGUGGCGCCGACCGCGACGACGGCGGCGGCGGAGGUGGGGUACUCGCCGGCGAGCUACUACACCUCGCUGGGGCUGUUCGUGAUCUCGGUUCCCGGUCUCUGGUCCCUCAUCAAGCGCUCCGUCAAGUCCAAGAUAGUACAGAAGACGUUUGUGAGGGCGGCGGCGGCGCCGCCAAGUCAGGUGGCGGGAGAGAUUCUCUCCUUCUUCACCCGCAACAACUUCUCCGUCUCCGACCGUGGGGAGACCAUCACGUUUGAAGGAAUGAUGGUCCCUAGCAGAGGCCAAGCAGCGUUGCUCACCUUCUGCACAUGCAUAAGCCUUGCCAGCGUCGCCCUCGUCCUCUCCAUUUCAGUCCCUGAAGGAGGCAACAACUGGUUUUGGCUGAUGGUUUUAAGCCCAUUGGCGGGAGCAUAUUACUGGAAACGGGCGUCGAGGAAGGAAGAGAUUAAGGUCAAGAUGAUGGUAGGUGAUGAUGGAAACAUCUCGGAGAUCGUUGUUCGUGGUGAUGACGAGCAAGUAGAGCAAAUGAGGAAGGAGCUUCAGCUAAGUGAGAAAGGAAUGAUAUAUGUAAAGGGAAUUUUUGAAAGAUAAUAUGGAGACUUGCAUGAAAUGAAAGGCAAUUAGAGAUCACACUACCAUACCAAUUUUGUAGCAUGACUAUUUAAGUGAAGAACUGGAGUUUUAUGAUAUUCAGAUGUGAAUUUUGGUGGCAAUCAUCAAUAAAAUCUUUUUACAUCAUCUUAAAA